Messenger RNA from Austrofundulus limnaeus, 1986 nucleotides. RefSeq lists its product as uncharacterized. The record is from RefSeq and is a predicted model, not a curated record. The transcript is spliced from 7 exons. NCBI's taxonomy places the organism in Eukaryota, Metazoa, Chordata, Actinopteri, Cyprinodontiformes, Rivulidae. Bases 170 to 871 code for a protein of 233 amino acids.
ACCUCCUGGACACACAGCUGUGGUUCUGCAGCUGGUCCGACCGGUUCUCUGACGGUUUGAAGCUAUGAGGAUGUAGAUCUGCUCUGAGGCCAGAUCCACUCCAACAUCAGCACAAAGAGGAGCUCAGCAGGUGAAGCUGGACUUUAAAUCCACAUGCGGUGUGAUCAUCAUGGAGAACAGAGACCAAAGAGUUCCUCGUCCUGGAACUGGUCUGGACCACCAGAACCAGACGAAGAGAGCUGAGGAGCAGCACAGACCAGACUCUGCUGGACCAGAACCAGAAUCCAAGUGUUUGGUCGCACAGAGGUCCAUGGAUAUAAAACUUCCUGAUUUAAGCGAAACAAAGCCAGACCAGCAGCACGGACCAGACUCUGCUGGAUCAGAUUCUGAUGGACCAGAACCAAAAUCUGAACCUAGAUCCAAGAGUUUGAUCACACGAACCAAUUCCAAUCACAACCCACUCAGUAACUGUAAAGAAACAGAACUGGAGCAGCACCGACCAGACUCUGACCCGAAACCCAAGACUUUAAUCAAACGUACCAGGUCCAUGGAUAUAAAACCUCCUGAUUUUAGAGAAACGGAACCAGAACCACAGCAGAAAAUGGGCUCUGCUGGACUCAGUCCUGGAUCUGGACCUGGAUCUUUGGUCCAAAACAAAACAUCAACAGACCUUGAAGACCUGAAGGAAAUUAAGUUAAAUCUGUACCACCUACCCUGGGCCGGCCCACUCCGCAUCCCGAGGCCUGGUGACCUCAUCCUCGUGGAAAAACUUCAAAAGGACGUCCUGGAGAUCGAGCUCGGACCCUUCCUAGAGAGGGUCCUCCUGCACCCAUUUGAGCAGCAGCCGGAAUGGAGCUACUCCUCCCUCUGAGCACGAGGUUACAGCUCAACUUCGGCUCUUGUUGUGCGUGAUCGGCUGAUCACGCACCUUGUUUUUUUUUUUUUUUUUUUAAAAACAGAACAAUUUACACCUAAGAUGGAAAUGGCUGGGUGAACUGAGAUUUUUUCUAGACUGUUUUGCAUCAUUCCCCCAUUUCACCUCUGGGCACGUUCCACCAGGACUAAUUAGGCGGAGUGCCCCCCACCCGUCAGUUUUGAAAGCUCAUUUCCACUUGGAUUGAUAACUGUACACAUGGACCUGAUAUUUCAAUGACUGAGUCUGACUAUGACUGUUGUGCACAUUUCAGGUGGACUGUUUUAUUGCAGAUGUUAUUAUUUGGCUGUUUAAUGUUUUUCAGUCUCUAGGUGCUAGGUUUUCCUCGGGGGGCUGAUUACCAUCCUCCUGGACUUUUGCUAAGUAUACAGUUCUCCCUCCUUCAGGCAGGACUGGAUGCUUUCAGGUCCCGUAGCAGGUCUGGAAAGACUCUCUGUCUCAGUGAUGCUUCAGAUACUGAGAUAUUUUAAAUGUUUUGUUUUUCUGCUUUAUUUUUAUGGUUUCAUUUUGUUUAAUUUUAUUAUUUCCUAGAGUUUUGUCCUUGUGUACAGCUUCCUGGUAAAGAGGAUGCUAGACCCCUCUCAGAGGUCUUUCCAACGACAGUAAUUUUUGUUUAUUUGUUCUUUUAUAGUUCUGUGGUAAAUACGAGGAGGGAAUAUUCUGUUUAUUCCGAGCUCAGAACGCCACAAAGACAUAGGUCAGGUAAAGGUUUCCUGUUUCCUGUUUGGAUUGAUGGUCAGGUCCAGGAAGCUGAGUAAAGAUGUCUCACCACGUCUGUCCCUGACAGACGGACAGUCUUACCGGUAGUUUAGAAUUAGGUUACAAGUUCAAAGAGGAGGGGAGAGCUAUUGUUUGGAUUUACUUUUUCUUAUUUUGUAUUUAUUUUAUUCUGUUUUUCCUUUUCGGUUUCCCUUUUCAGUGCAAAAGCCAGUUUUAUUGCCAUUAUUAACAAGGUGUUGAGUUCUUGUCUCAUGAACUCUGUGAUUUCUCAUUAAAAUGAUUUUGAAUUUUCUUCAAGUGGAUUGUUGGAAUAAAGUUUUCCUAAAUGGGGA